CCAGCAGGCCUACAGCGCGUGCGUACCUACAAUAACAAUAAUAUCACGGCGAUGUGCGUAUUUGUGGAACUUAAAAACGAAUGUAAAAAAAAUAUGUCAAAAAACGACGAUUUGGAGUACGGCCACGGGCAAAACAAAUAUUUGGCGGAAACUCACGAAUGCCACCGGUCCCCACUACACAUCCAGACCUGCUGAUCAAACAACCGCAGACCAGAUACGUUAAUGUUCCUCUACUUCCAUUCUAGUUUAAUCGAUCGUUUUUUUUUUUUUAUCCGCUACAGGUACAAUUUUCUAUGAUAAUAAAUCGUUAUUAUAUUUCACCGUAAAUCCAUGAACGUAAAAAAUUGAAAAGUGUGACAACCAAAUAGCGUAUUGCCCGCGAAUUAUUUGAUCGUUAAACGCCGUCCGGGUUAGGUGACUAAUCGUACACGCCGGUACUUAAGGUUCGAGUAUGGUUCAGGCGUCGUUAUUAUUAUUAUUUUCGUUAAGUUUUACUUAAAAUUGUUAUUUGAUCCUCGGUUAAGCACGAUGCUAUUUACCACUCCAGCUUUCCUUAAAGCCACAUGCAUGUGCAUUAUCGCUGCAUUGGGUCAUGUCGAGACGAAGGCAAUCAUGAAAGAUGUGAAUGAAACGGAAAUGUUUUACUACGAAAUACGCCCAGAACUUUUUAACUGGACAAACGGAGCAGAUACCAAGUUUGUGUUCACACCAUCCUUACAAAAUUACCCAGACUUGCUACCUUGGAUACAUUACAAAUUCAACAGUAAAAAUAGACAUGGAUACUUAUACGGAACACCGCCCGCGAACUUGUUGGAACGGCAAAUCCUAUUGGACAUUAUUGGAUUGAACAAAAAAACAUACCAAGUUGAGACACAAAUUAUCCAAUUAAACAUUUUUGAAAAAUCUGAAUAUGCAACAAAUGAGGUUAGAUUUAAAAUUAACAAUUUGAAUGUGGAAGACAUGUUUCACGAAGAACGCAUACCAUACUUACUAGAUAUAUUUAGACAAAAUUUAUGGUUGGGUAGUAAACAGGAUUUGUAUGUUACGUUUCUAGCAUCUGCUAGUGAUUUAGGACAACGAUUACCAUUAGACCCAAAUGAUACAGAGGGUGUUGUUGUUAAUUUAGGAAGCUCAUCAAAUUUUUCAACAAUAUUAUAUGAUCUUGAGAAAGAAAUUAGCCCAUUGCAAAAAAUGAAUAAAUGUCCAAAGGAUUUUAAAAGAACAAGUGUAGAACGAUAUUUCCGAGCUAAUGGCUUCAAUUUGGACUGGUGCAGUUUCAAACUUGUAGAGUUGACUAUUUUUAAUCACAAUCACACUAUCAAUGUUCAAGACAAAAAAUCUAAAACUAACUAUGCAGAAGAAAAUGUUUGGGAAUUAGUGGAAUCUCUACAAUACAGUCAGUCCAUGUACACAGAUACUACAAAAUUUAACAUAACAUUACUUAUUUUUAUAAUGUUUGUGGUUGGGUUAAUUUUAAGUAUUGGUAUCUUUAGAUGGUAUAAAAAAAAAGUUAUUUUUUUUUGAAAAUAUACAACAAAAAAUAAAUAAAAUCAAAAUUA
Molecule: messenger RNA, 1559 nt
Organism: Aphis gossypii (cotton aphid)
Lineage: Eukaryota; Metazoa; Arthropoda; Insecta; Hemiptera; Aphididae
Gene: Scgalpha
Product: epsilon-sarcoglycan
Exons: 6
Coding region: 529-1524 (331 amino acids)
Cellular component (GO): sarcoglycan complex
Source: RefSeq, a predicted model, not a curated record